This is a messenger RNA of Fusarium redolens, 399 nucleotides long. RefSeq lists its product as uncharacterized. The record is from RefSeq and is a predicted model, not a curated record. NCBI's taxonomy places the organism in Eukaryota, Fungi, Ascomycota, Sordariomycetes, Hypocreales, Nectriaceae. The transcript has 3 exons. Bases 1 to 399 code for a protein of 132 amino acids.
AUGUCCAAGUCCCGCACUCCUCUCAUUCUUGGCGGCGCUGCUGUCUCUGGUAUCGGAUACUACCUCUACGCCGCUGGCGGCAACCCACGAGCUGCUGAGAAGAAGGCCGAGAGUGACGCCCAUAGCGUUGCUGCCGAUAUCAAGAGUCACCUUCCCGGCCGUUCCCCCAAUGCUGAGGGUGAGCUGAAGGGAGCUGGUGCCGCUGCCGGUGCCAAGAUUGACGGUGUUGCUGCCGAAGCCGACCGUCAGGCUGGUGUCAUCAAGAGCAACGUCGAGUCUGUCGCAAAGGACGCAAAGGCCGAGGCCAUGAGAGUGGUCGACAAGUUCGACCACCGCGUCGAGGCGGAAGCCGCCAAGGCCAAGGGCGGUAUCUCGAGCUGGUUCGGUGGCGGCAAAUAA